Lodderomyces jiufengensis is the source of this 1359-nucleotide messenger RNA. RefSeq names its product Cta9p (gene CTA9). The transcript has a single exon. The record is from RefSeq and is a predicted model, not a curated record. Lineage: Eukaryota; Fungi; Ascomycota; Pichiomycetes; Serinales; Debaryomycetaceae. Bases 1 to 1359 code for a protein of 452 amino acids.
AUGACUUUUAAAUUCGAUAAUCAACAAUCACGUAUAAUGGAAUCAAAUGAAAAAAUUAAGCCAAAUUUCAUUCAUUCUUCAGAUAUACCCAAAAAAUUAGCUAAUUUAGUAUAUUCAAUAAUAAAGUCAAAAUAUAAAAAUACAAAUAAGAAGUGUCAAAUCUCGCUAAAUCUAAAUUUAAAUUCAUUAGUUUCAAGAGGUUCAACUAAUUUAAUUACAAGUUUAAAUAAAAAAAUGAUUUCAAUUGUACAAUCAUCAACAAAUAAUUCAAAUUAUUUAAGUAACCAACUUAUAAUACGACAAAAUUAUCAAAGUUCAAAUUAUUUAAAAGAUAUAAUUACUGAAAAGAUUAAAGUUAAUAAACAAAUUUAUCCUUAUGCAUUAACUACAAAUGAUACUUUUAUUAUUAAAUUCAAGUUGGUUAUAGAUCAAAUUGACGAAGAAGAACUAGAAUUUGAAGAUGAUGAACAAUAUCAAAUUUUGAAAAGUUUUGAUCUACAUAAUAGUAAUAUUAUACAAGAUUUGAAAAAUUACAUUUUAUACAUUUACAAAACCCUAUCAGAAGAUUUAAACAAGGAGAAUGAUCAAAACGAUAAUCACAAUAUAUUAUUAGACAUGAGUGACUCAACUUUAGAAUAUGAUGAAAUUAGUAGUGAUGAAUAUGAAAAUUAUAAAAUUGAUUCAUUAAUUUCAAAUGAAACAUUAAUUGAUGAAUUUAAAAGAAGAUUUAGUGAUGUUUCAAUUGAAGAAAAAUCAUUUAAUUUGAAAUCAAAUAUUUUUAUAAAUAAUUUAAGUAACCUAAGACAUAAUGAUGAUGAUGAUGAACAUUUAAUAACUGAAGAAAUUAAAAUAUCACUGGGAGAAGAAGAACAACAACAAGCAGUUUCUAUAACUCAUUCUUCAAGACAAUCACCAAUAACCCCAACAGAUCUUCAUAUUCAUUUAGAUGAUUUGAUUGAAGUAUCAUUUGAGGAAAAUGAUGAUGAUGACAACUAUUUCGAUGAUGUUGAGAUAAGAAACUCACCUAAAAAAUUAAUUUCAUCAUCCCCAAUAAAAGACUCACAAUCUUACAAAUUUGAAUUCACAGAUCCAAAAGAAAGUAAAUUAACAAAUCAACAUUCAUUACAACUGUUUUCACCAACAAAAGAAAGAAAAUCUAUUUCAAGAAUGUCAUCAAGUCAUUCUGUAUCAAUGAUAAAUACUGAUGAAAAAUAUGGGUUGGAAUAUGCGUAUAAUUCUGAUUCUUCUGUUGUUCCUACUUAUAUAAAGCAAAAUAAGAAGUUUAAAUUUAUUAAAGUUGGUAAAGUUCAGAAAUUUGUUGAUUUAUUUGAAGAUGGUGGUGUUUAUAAUAAAAAAUAA